Colletotrichum orchidophilum is the source of this 2118-nucleotide messenger RNA. RefSeq lists its product as uncharacterized. The transcript has a single exon. The coding region runs from base 1 to 2118 and encodes 705 amino acids. The record is from RefSeq and is a predicted model, not a curated record. NCBI's taxonomy places the organism in Eukaryota, Fungi, Ascomycota, Sordariomycetes, Glomerellales, Glomerellaceae.
AUGUUGCUCAAAUCAGCCGUCCUCGUCUGCCUCCUCGCGGAGCUCGGUCUCGCGAGCCACCACCAACACGCCAACAAGCGUCAGGUGGCACCCUCCCCGAUCCUGUCGAGCAUCAGCAUUCCCCCUCCGCCUCCGUCGAAGGGAACCGGUGUUUCCGGCCUCAGCAGGGGCGGCCCGACGGGCAUCUUCCUCAACACCUCGAUCCCCGUCGCCACUCCGCAGGUCUCGACCCUGACUGAGGUCGCCACCGUCACCUCCACCCUCGAGAACGACUCGACCGUCACCGAGGUCAUCACCACCGAGCGUACCGUCACCGUCUCCGCCCCCGCCGUCAUCCAGCAGCCCCAGGUCAUCAUUAUCUCCCAGGUCACCUUCUUCCAGUUCAUCUCCGCCCUCGGCGGCGCCCCACCGGCCGUCCAGCUGGGCGAGCAGGGCGGCUUCGUUGUGGGCGGCCGGCAGUUUGGCCAGUUCCAGUCCGCCUGCAGUGCUGCUUGCGGCAUACAGUUCACCCAGUGCCAGAGCAUCGCCGGUCGGAACUUUGCCAUCUCUCAGUGCCAGACCCAGUUCGUCAACUGCCAAAACGCCGCAAAGACCGCCACAGUCACUGUCUCCGUACCCGUGACCGUCACCCAGACCGUCAUCCUGCCCAGCGGUCCCGUCUCCGGCGGCAGCAGUAUCCCCUCGGCCGUGGUCGAGAAUGGCGGCUCCGUCAUCGCCACCACCACUCUGCCCCCUGAUGCCGGUGCCACCAUCGGAUCCGGAGGUGUGAGCUUCGUCACCGUGCCCGCCACUCCCGCCGCUCCUCCUUCUCAGACGCCUGCUGCCCCUGAGACUCAGGUCUUGACCACCACCCUCCCGGCUAACCCCGACCGGCCCUCCGCCUCCCCGGUCGUCUCCGUGAUCACCAUCACCCGCCAGCCCGGAUCUGAGCCCUCUGCUACUGGCAGUGCGUCCGAGCAAGCCGGCUCCGUCGAGACCUCUGCCGUCGUUUCUACCCUCCCUCCCAAGAGCGAGGGCGGCGCACCCAUUGUCUCCACGAUCUUCAUCACCAAGACCGGCAGCGUCCCCGUGGCGUCUGGGGCCGUCAGCUCCGUCGAUGCCGUCGCCGCCAGCUCCGCCGUCGUCACCACCCUGCCCGCCCAGAGCCCCGGCGGCCAGCCGAUUGUCUCCACGAUCUUCGUCACCGCCCAACCUCCCGCUCCGUCCAACGAGCCCAGUGUCUCGGAGCAGGGCAGCCAAGUCGUCACCUCCACCAUCAAGACUACCCUCCCUCCCAAGAGUGCCGGCGGUCAGCCGAUCGUCUCUACGAUUUACGUCACCGCCCAGCCUCCCGCUCCGUCGAAAGAGCCCGGUGCCUCGGAGCAGGGCGGCCAAGUCGUCACUUCUGCCAUCGAGACUACCAUCCCUCCCAAGAGCGCCGGCGGCUCAGCCAUCAUCAGCACAGUCUACGUCACGGCAACAGUCCCUGGUGGCGUUCCUGCAGCCUCCGCCUCUGCCUCUCGCCCCGCUGAGCCCCCCAGACCCAACGAGCCCAAGACCUCGGUCAUCACAAUGACUCUGGCCCCUCCCUCCGGCUCCCCCGUCAUCUCCCUCGUGACCGUCACAAUCCAGCCUACCGUAGCUCCUUCCGGCACUGCCCCAGCCAAGACCGAGGCCGUCACCUCCGCCCUGGUGUCCACUAUCCCCGCCGAGGGCACCGUCCCCCCUCGCGUCACCACCGUCUACGUGACGGCGCAGCCUCCCGCCCCUACCUCCGCCCCAGCCCCUCCCCGCGUCAUCACUGUCACAGUCGGCUCCCUCACCGGCGUGGUAACCAUCAGCGACACAGCCCAGAGCUCCGCCUCCGGCACAACUAUCGCCUCGGCCCUCCCCAGCGCCGUCAACGGAGGCAGCGGCGGUAUCGGCGGUAGCGUCGGCGACGAGAGCGGCUGCAGCUGUCCCUCGGCCGUCACCGUGACCGUCAGCGCGUGCCCCACCGCCCCCAUCACCUCCGUCCUGACCCACACCGUCUCGGUCGUCCCCAAGGCCACUCCGGCCGUAGUCAAGCGCGCUGAGGGCGAGAACAAGCGCGACGCCGUCUACCACCCCCGCCGCCACGGCCAUGCCUUUGGCUUUUAG